Linum trigynum is the source of this 2234-nucleotide messenger RNA. NCBI's taxonomy places the organism in Eukaryota, Viridiplantae, Streptophyta, Magnoliopsida, Malpighiales, Linaceae. The record is from the annotation of a GenBank genome assembly.
AUCUUCUUUCAGCAAGUUCAUUCAAAAGUCAAUACGUCUUUUUUUUUAGAAAGCAAUACUGUAAUUCUUUAUCAAGUCUGUUCGUCAAUAUAAGACUUCCACAACUCAACUUCAAUAUAUCUCCCUUGUCUAGCUAACACUGCCUUCAGAGUUGGCCGAUAGAUCGAUCGGAAAUCGAAAUGGCUCCCUUUGAUUUUAAGUCCAACAAACACUUUGCAUCUUCGUCCGAUGGGGCUACCCUCCAAGUCUACGAGUUGAUAAAGUCAACUCUUACUCAUCCAUCUUCCAUCCGGAAGACUCACUGGAGGGAAGUAGCCAACAUCAACACCAAUCUCGAUGGUGACGACGAUGGCGGAGGAGAUGAUAACACGGCGGAUGAAACGAGGACUUACGAUGGGUUGGUGUUCUUCGAUGGCCAUGGGAAAAUUGAGGGGCGGGAAGCCUUGACCAAGCUGGCCCAACACCUUAAGCGGUUAAGCUUGAUGGUGAGUCCAGGAGGGCACUGCUUCCAAGAUGUGAAUGAGCUUGGAGAGUACGUCGACUUCGGAGUUCACUAUCUCCGACUGAACGAUUUGUUCAGCUGGCCCCAUCAUGGAGUCGACCUCGCCAGAACUGACAAGUGGGGUAGUUCGGAGUUGAAGUACCACGAUCCCAGACAUGGUCAACGAUCAAAGCACACCGCAGGAGGAGGCAGCGCAAUCAGUAUGGAGAAGUACAAGGAGUUGAAAAGGCUGCUGACGGAGAAGGAUGAGAAAUUGGUGAAUCUGAAAGAGGAGAUGGACGACGAGUUGCAGAAUAUACGAGAGAAGAAGGACGAGGAGCUGCAGGAGCUGAGAGAAGAAAUGGGCAAGCUCAAUGAAGUAAAAGAAGAAGCAUUGCAAAAGCUAAGAAGAGAAAAGGAUGAGGAGUUGCGAAAGUUAACAAAGAAGAAGGAUGCUGAACUACAAAUGUUGAGGAAAGGAAAGGACAAUGGAGCUAUUCCGCAAAAGUUUCGAAAGGAGAAGGAUGAUGAGUUGCGAAAGGUGAAGAAUGAGAUGGAGGAGGAGAUGGAGAAGCUGAGGAAAGAGAAGGAAGACGAGCUCGAAAGGUUAGAAAAAGAUAAAGAGGAAGAAAUGUCGACUAGACUGAUGGAGAAGGACGAUGAAUUGCAAAAGUUAAAGAAGGAGAAGGACGAGGAGUUUCAGAAGGUAAUAAAGAGAAAGGACGAGGAGCUGCAAAGACUUAAAAAGGGAAAAGAAGGCGGAGCAAGUUUGCAAGCGUUCAGAAAGGAGAAAGAAGAUGAGCUGCAAAAACUAAGGCAUGAGAAAGACGAGGAGAUAGAGAAUCUCAAGAGGCAGAAGGACGAAGACAUCGAGAAGGCGGUGAAGAAGAAAGAGGCGGAGACCCUACUCGAGAAGGAUGAAGAAAUACAAAAGCUAAGAAAGGAAAAGGAAGACGAAAUUCAAAAAUUGAUGAAGGAAAAAGAUGAAGAGAUUAGAGGGAAGCCAAUCAAGUACAGUGACGAGGAAGUGGAAGAUAUGAAGAAAGAGUUGGCAAAGCUAAGGGACGAACUAUCGUCGAGCACAGUUAAGUGCUCAUCCGUGUUGUCACCUGGUGGCAAGGUCCUAUACGGAGUCCCCAACAACGAGGAGUGGGCGUUCCACGUCAGUCACCGGCGGCCAGUGCCGCCGGAGACAUUUUGGUGUUUUACAGGCCAGGUUAGUCGGCACAACGUCAAGGUUUUUUACUUGCCUGACUUGACAGAGCCACGACUGAGCGCUGUCUAUAAUACCUAUCAUUCGGUCGACGAAGGUAUCGCAGAAGAGUGGCUUGCUCCAUAUGAAAAAUGGGUACACACAGAAACUACCGGCCAAGGGCAGUUCGACGUGAACAAUUGGUGGUUUGCGAAGACGUCUGAUCCUGAAGGCGGGAUGACGAUGAUGGCUUAUUACUAUGGGGAUCGAUAUUGCAUUCAGCAUAGUCGGUGGGGGACGAUUCGGAUUCCGUAUCCCAAUGGUGUUGAUUUCAACGCGAAUCGGAAUUUCUACAUGGGUAAUCUCUGUGGCAAGAUCGUGUUUUGUUUCACGUUUAGGAAUUAGGAAGAGGGAUGAUUUUCUUCAAUUUCUGGCAUUCUUGUUUGCUCUACUUGUCUCUAUUGUUGUUUCAUAGCUGUAUAAUCCUUCAUUUUCUCCUUGGAUAGUGUUUUAAUUUCCAUGUUGCUUCAUUGUUUCUUGCAAUAAAAAUCCAUUUCCUCU